Cynoglossus semilaevis (tongue sole) is the source of this 1359-nucleotide messenger RNA. Its product is annotated as zinc finger protein with KRAB and SCAN domains 7-like. Gene Ontology annotation, molecular function: RNA polymerase II cis-regulatory region sequence-specific DNA binding; DNA-binding transcription factor activity. The annotation marks the transcript as partial. Gene Ontology annotation, biological process: regulation of transcription by RNA polymerase II. Lineage: Eukaryota; Metazoa; Chordata; Actinopteri; Pleuronectiformes; Cynoglossidae. The transcript has 4 exons. The record is from RefSeq and is a predicted model, not a curated record. Gene Ontology annotation, cellular component: nucleus.
ACGUUGUCACCUCACAGCCUCAAGUAUGAAAUGAAUUUCAGUUCAAAGCUAUUAGGUCAAAACCGAUUUAUUAUAAAGCAAACAGGACUGUUAAAGUGUGUCGCUGGAAAAGCCGGAACUUUACUAAUGUGACGCACACAGGAAGUGUACGUCUUAGCUUUAGCCUCGUGUUCAACCAGAGAGCGGUUAAACCACCGUUGGUCGUGUUUCCUAAAAGAAUCAUCUUUCGACGAAGCAGCGAUGUCUUCAGGACGGUUUAGAGAAUUUAUCAACGAACGAUUAACCGCUGCUGCUGAGGAAAUAUUCACAGCUUUUGAAAAAACUAUCAGCAACUACGAGGAAGAGGUGGAUCGGUACAGAACCAUGCUGGACAUCGUUUGUAAACCGGAAGUGAAGUUACAUCGAAUAGAACUUCCACGUCAUUUCGAUGAUCCAGGACCAUGCAGACCAGGGUCCUCACAUAAUGGAGAGAACAAUGGGGAGAACAUCUGCAUCAGUCAAGAUGGAGCAGAAGUUGUUCUGAAGCAGGAAGAUGAUGAAUUCACAUCCUGUCCAGAAAGUCAGGAAGUUGGUCCCAUGGAGUCAGAACUGGAACAAGACCAACAGUUCCAGUGUCAGAGUCCUCCUGCAGUUCUCCUGAGCAAAGACCAGGAUGGAAGUGAAGAUGGAGAAAGAACCAUGGUCCAGGUUGAAGAAGACACAGAUCUUCUACAGAGGCUGCAACCAAAAAUACAACUCCCCAAGAUAGUUCUCUCCAAACUUCACAUCCUUAAGGAGAAGGUUCCCUCUGAUCAGCAUCUGUCUAUGAAGACAAGUGACCAGAGUCUGGACCAGUGCAAGUCAGAGUCACUAGUAAUCAAACAGAACCAUGAGGGAGUCAGCGUCAGUCAGGAGAGUGCCUUAUCACCUGGGAAAGGAGGAAGUGAUGACAUGGAAGCAGAAGAAGACUCUGACCAUCAGUCCCUCUCUGCUGCAGCUCAAGGUCAAGGUCAAGGUCAGACACCAACAGUCAGUCAGACAACAGAUGACAACAACACUAGUCCAACUGAAUGGGUGUCAAACAGUGACCCCAACACUCCCCCUGGUAAAAAGACCUUUAGAUGUGACACUUGUGGAAAAUCUUUCCUCAGGAAGUCUCAUUUACAAAGGCACAUGAGAGUUCACACGGGUGAGAAACUCUACUCAUGUCAGGUCUGUGACAAAGUGUUUAAUCAAAUUUCAAAUUUAAAUCUACACAUGAAGUCUCACACAGGAGAGAAACCAUAUUCUUGUGAAACAUGUGGGAAAACAUUUAAACGAAAUACAGCAUUAACUAAGCAUAUAAAAUGUCACACGGGUGAGAAACCAUACACUUGCACA